AAGUUCCACUUCUUGCGACUUGAAUUAAUUUUUACCCAUCCCUCCUCCACUCGUCAAUUUUUCCGUGGAAACGAGGAGAAAUUUCCUGCAGCGAAUACAGAUGUUCUCUUUUCAUAAUUUUAAUCUUCAAAAAUACUUUUCGUGCGUAUUCAUAUUGCAGGUACAUGUGUAUGGUUUUCAUUGAAAAUGGUUGUGUUCCUUUGAAAAAUAUUGAUACUUCACCCCCCUCGCCCAUGAUACUCGCAAAUAUCUCAAUCAGCACCCCUAAAGAUCAGCAUCGUUGGAUUUUGGAUCAAAAAGGACGAAAAUUGAAGGAUUUGGAUAAAAAUACCGGAACCAAAAUAAGCAUACUGAGUAUUAACGAUUCGUCUGAUGAAAUCGCCGUCGUUGAAAAUCGAGAAAGUAUCGAAAAAGCGGUUCACGAAAUUCGUGUCAUUUCCGAUGAACAGUCUAAGAAAGCAUUUGUCAGAGUAAGCGUUCCGAAAAUCUAUCAUCCCUUCGUUACCGGCGCGAAUAACGAGAAAAUCAAUCAACUGAGUCACGAAACGAAUACCAGGAUCAAUGUACCUCCGCCUUCCGUCGAUAACACCGAAAUAACCAUAACUGGAGAAAAAGAAGGAGUAUUGAAUGCGAAAAAUCGAAUCAUGCAGAUAUAUCAAGAUAUGGAAAAAAAUUGUAAAAAUAUCAGCGUCGAAGUACCGAAAUGGCAACACAAAUACGUAAUCGGACACAACGGCUCAACUAUGGCUGAAAUCUUGUAAGAAACUGGCGUUAGUGUAGAAGUACCUGCGGCUGACGUCGUCGAUGACACCAUCACUUUACGUGCACCGUGCCAAGUUCUUGGAGAUGAUAAUUAUCAGCAAAAUGGGAUUUCUGAAAUCAACGGACACGCUGACGAUAAAGAUCAGGCUAAGCCUUGCGACACUGUUUAUAUUACAGUUAAACCAGAAAAUUGCGAGAGUGCUAAGCGCAGAGUCUUCUACAUAUUGUUCCAAUUACUUUAGAGCUAUAUCUUAUAGCUAUCACGGUUUGAUUAUUGGACCUAGCGGGAAAUUGAUCCGCAAAAUUAUCAAUGCGCAUGACUGACGUUCAAGUGGACGUCCCUCAGAUAGACAUGAAAUUAGAUUUAAUUGAAGUAAGUGUUUCUCUCACAGAUACAGCGAAGAAGUCAACAUAGAUCGUCGCGUUCACCCUAGAAUAAUCGGAGCUAAAGGUCGACAAAUCAGGAAGAUAAUGGAAGAGUUCGACGUUGAGAUCAGAUUCCCUCGCAAUACAGAUGCUGAUCCCGAUACCGCUGUGAUAUUCGCCGACGAAGAUAAGGUCGCUGAUUGUAAAGAUCAUCUGUUCACUUCGCAAGACGACUCUUUUCAAAACGUUCAUGAUGACGUGAAAGCGCCGAGUACAUCGGAUAUGAUAUUCGACGGCGGAAAUACUCGUAAUAAACCUGACGAAGCCGGGUUCGUCGUGAAAAAUGCCCAUUUGGAUCAAAAAGCACCAGAUAUGAGUAGUAUUGCGGAGUUUCCGUAUUUUGAAGCCGUCGAUAGUAGUACAACUUCCGCUCAGUUAGGGUCCGAAUCGAAACCUACUUGGGGGCAACGGCGUCAAGUGCCUUAGUGCCUUUUUCUUAAAUUAGGGUCCUUUUUUCUUUUUUUUUAAAUUAUAAAUUUAAUAAUUUAAUGCAUAAUUACUUCCAUUUUAAAGAUAGUAUUGUUGAAUCUUGAAAAAUGAAAAUAUGAUUGCUUUUUUCAUUUCUUUUCUCUGUGAAAUAAAUUAGUCAUUCGUUGCA
Planococcus citri (citrus mealybug) is the source of this 1786-nucleotide messenger RNA. RefSeq names its product vigilin-like. The coding region runs from base 165 to 761 and encodes 198 amino acids. Gene Ontology annotation, cellular component: nucleus; cytoplasm. The record is from RefSeq and is a predicted model, not a curated record. The transcript is spliced from 7 exons. NCBI's taxonomy places the organism in Eukaryota, Metazoa, Arthropoda, Insecta, Hemiptera, Pseudococcidae. Gene Ontology annotation, molecular function: mRNA binding.